Molecule: messenger RNA, 1429 nt
Organism: Medicago truncatula (barrel medic)
Lineage: Eukaryota; Viridiplantae; Streptophyta; Magnoliopsida; Fabales; Fabaceae
Product: 4-sulfomuconolactone hydrolase
Exons: 10
Coding region: 59-1084 (341 amino acids)
Molecular function (GO): hydrolase activity; carboxy-lyase activity
Source: RefSeq, a predicted model, not a curated record
UUCAAUAAUAAUAAUAAAAAUAAUAAGUGGAGAAUGAGGUAAUUUAGCGUCACCUGAAAUGGCGCUAAGAUUGUGUAGCACCGUACUUUCAGUUUCUGUUGUACGUACAAAUCAUUGUUCGAGGAAACCCACGUUCAGAAGUGUUUCUGCUCCUACCAAUACUACAAUUAGAAUGUCUUCAAGUGAAACAAUCCCUUCAACUUCUUCAACCUCCAACGUCAUUGAUUCUCAUCUACACGUUUGGGCUUCCCCUCAAGAGGCUAGUAAAUUCCCUUACUUUCCUGGACAAGAGCCCAAUUUACCAGGAAAUGUAGAUUUUCUGCUCCAGUGCAUGGAAGAAGCAGGAGUAGAUGGUGCACUCAUUGUGCAGCCAAUUAGUCAUAAAUUUGAUCAUAGUUAUGUCACAAGUGUUUUAAAGAAAUACCCGACCAAAUUUAUUGGUUGUUGUCUUGCUAAUCCAGCUGAUGAUGGAAGUGGGCUUAAGCAGUUUGAACAUCUUGUUCUCAAGGAUGGCUACCGUGCUGUUAGAUUCAACCCUUAUUUGUGGCCAUCUGGUGAAAAGAUGACGAAUGAAAUAGGAAAGACAAUUUUCAAAAGGGCUGGGGAACUCAAUGUAGCAGUUGGUUUCAUGUGUAUGAAGGGGCUUGAUCUGCAUAUUUCUGAAAUUGAGCAAUUGUGCACAGAGUUUCCAUCAACGCUUGUAUUGCUUGAUCACUUGGCCUUCUGCAAACCACCAUUAAAUGACAAGGAAGAUUUUGUCUUUUCCAAGCUACUAAAUCUAGCUAGAUUUCCACAAGUAUAUGUGAAAUUCAGUGCUCUCUUCAGAGUAUCAAGAACACAACUUCCUUAUCUGGAUUUGUCUCCUCUCUUGUCCCAACUUGUCUCUAGCUUUGGUGCUAAUCGUGUAAUGUGGGGCAGUGAUUUCCCAUUUGUUGUUCCUGAAUGUGGAUACAAAGGAGCCAAAGAAGCAGUGCAGCUUAUUGCUAAUCAGAUACCUUUGCCUUCUUCUGAUUUAGAAUGGAUCAUGGGUAAAACUGCUGCACAACUCUUCCAUAGCCAGUUGACUGUUGCUAAGCAUGAAUGAGGUUGGGAAUGUUACCUCUUGGUUGAGCCUUAGUUUUGGUUCGACUUUUCAUGCGUCUGGCGCUGCUUUCACCGCAAUUUUAUAGAGAUGCUCGAAACCAAACUUCUACUACACUUUUCACUGUGAAUUUGGUGAUACUUGACAGAAGCAAACUGUACUUAACUCUUUACUUACUUUACUUACAAACAAACUAUCUGUUGAUAAACACAUUGUGUCAUAGAACAUCUUUUGGAGGUGAGGGUAAAACUGCUUAACUGGAUUCAACUCCUACAUUCUUCUUUAUAUGAUUAUAUAUUAGCAGAAGUUAUGACUCGGAAGUAAUAGAAAAGCCUCAAAUUGUGUAUA